Messenger RNA from Rubroshorea leprosula, 601 nucleotides. NCBI's taxonomy places the organism in Eukaryota, Viridiplantae, Streptophyta, Magnoliopsida, Malvales, Dipterocarpaceae. The record is from the annotation of a GenBank genome assembly.
AAGGAUAUGGCGAGCUUCAUUCUGAAAGUACCCAACUUGAGGAGCUUUACUGUUUCUGCUUCGGCAAAUGGGGCUCCUCCGGGAUCUGGUUCACAAAGUGGGGGUCCGGUGAUUUUGGAGCUUCCUCUAGAUAAGAUAAGGAGACCCCUGAUGCGAACUAGAGCUAAUGACCCAAACAAAGUGAAGGAACUCAUGGAUAGCAUCAAAGAAAUUGGUCUUCAAGUACCUAUUGAUGUGCUGGAGGUGGAUGGAGUUUAUUACGGUUUCUCUGGUUGUCACCGAUAUGAGGCUCACCAGCGCCUUGGACUCCCAACUAUACGCUGCAAAGUUAGACGUGGAACAAAAGAAACUCUUAGGUUUUGGUUUCAUCAGUUAUUCAUUUCUAUCAGAUUUCUAAUGCAUGGUUAUAUUUCUCGUGAACCUCUACUUACAGAGGUAUUAAUGCACUUUGCAGGCAUCAUCUUCGCUGAUGUGAAGUCCUUUUUGCAAAAUGUUGUAUGGCCACAAUCAAUUCUUGCAUUUUUGGUGUGUUUUUGUGUUACUUUUCCAGCUAAUUACAUAUAUAGAGAAGAGCUUAACUCAAUAAUUAUCGAACUUUUCU